Messenger RNA from Cutaneotrichosporon oleaginosum, 885 nucleotides. Lineage: Eukaryota; Fungi; Basidiomycota; Tremellomycetes; Trichosporonales; Trichosporonaceae. The record is from RefSeq and is a predicted model, not a curated record.
GUUGAUCUCGCUAUCCACUCCAUCGAGCUCGACGCACCAUGUCCCGCUCAUCUUACGACCGUUACCUUACCGUCUUCUCGCCCGAGGGCCGGCUGUAUCAAGUCGAGUACGCGUUCAAGGCCAUUAGCGGCGCGGGUAUAACUUCCAUCGCCAUCCGUGGCAAGGACACGGCCGUCGUGAUCACGCAGCGCAAGGUGCCUGACAAGCUCCUCGACCCCGAGACGGUGACCCAUGUGUUUCAGAUCACACCAACGAUAGGUUGCGUCGUCACCGGCAUGAUUGCCGACGCGCGUGCCCAGGUCCAGCGCACACGGUCAGAGGCAGCAGAGUUCCGCUACAAGUACGGCUAUGAGAUUACGCCUGAUGCGCUCGCCAAGCGCAUGGCCAACAUCAACCAGGUGUACACGCAGCGCGCGGGUAUGCGUCCUCUUGGCAUCUCGAUGAUCCUCAUCGGGCCAGAUGACGAGCGCGGACCGCAGGUUUUCAUGAUCGACCCCGCCGGAUUCUACGUGGGCUACAAGGCUGUCGCGAGCGGUCAGAAGCAGACUGAGGCGACCAACUUCUUGGAGAAGAAGUGGAAGUCUGUGGAGAACGGGUCUCUGAGUCUCGACCGCGCCGGUGUCCUCGAGCUGGCGAUUGAGACUCUCUCGAAUGUGUGCGCGACCGACUUCAAGGCGAGCGAGAUCGAGAUUGGCAUCAGCUCGACGUCUCCAGAUGAGCCAGGAGAGGGCGGCAAGCUCGGCGGCACGGGGCGCUUCCGCCAGAUGAACGAGGCUGAGCGCGACGAGUGGCUCAUCCGCGUGGGAGAGAAGGACUAGCGUGCGCGCCCGUGCUAGUGCUGUGUAGACAGGUAGAAGUUUGCAUAUGUAUGGUUCAGUAGAGCGG